Molecule: messenger RNA, 534 nt
Organism: Indicator indicator
Lineage: Eukaryota; Metazoa; Chordata; Aves; Piciformes; Indicatoridae
Gene: EDN2
Product: endothelin 2
Exons: 5
Coding region: 1-534 (177 amino acids)
Biological process (GO): regulation of systemic arterial blood pressure by endothelin; vein smooth muscle contraction; regulation of vasoconstriction
Cellular component (GO): extracellular region
Molecular function (GO): hormone activity; endothelin B receptor binding
Source: RefSeq, a predicted model, not a curated record
AUGCCCAGCCCUGCCACCGGCACCGUGCUGCUGGCGCUCGUCCUCUGCGUCCUCCUGGGAGAUGGUAUGGGACAUCAUCCCCCGGAGACCCACCUGGCUGCCCACUCCAGGACCAAACGGUGCUCCUGCAACAGCUGGCUAGAUAAGGAAUGCAUCUACUUCUGUCACCUGGACAUCAUCUGGAUCAACACACCGGGGCACACCGCUCCCUAUGGCCUGGGAAGUCCGCCAAGGCGGCGCAGGAGAGCGCUCAGCAGGUGCGAGUGCACUCACUCCAGGGACAGCAUCUGUGCCACCUUCUGCCAGGCACAGCCUGGGUACCUCCAAAAUCUGAAGCUCCCAGUGAGCUCUGGAGCAUCCAUGAAGUCUCUACAGAGCAGUGAGAUGAGGCCUUCCCAUGAUGGGCUGCUGAGAGCUCUCAGGGACCUCGCUGCCUCCCGCCUGCGGCUCAGCAAGCAUCAGCACCGUUCCUGGAGGAGCACACAGCCAACGCUUCUGCCUUGGGAGAAGAACAUCUGGAAGAAGAAGAGAUAA